Molecule: messenger RNA, 922 nt
Organism: Quercus lobata
Lineage: Eukaryota; Viridiplantae; Streptophyta; Magnoliopsida; Fagales; Fagaceae
Exons: 2
Coding region: 54-743 (229 amino acids)
Source: RefSeq, a predicted model, not a curated record
UAUACCAUUUGUUGUAACUCUUUAAAACCAAAAUUAAAAUCCUUAACCCCUUUAUGUUACAAAAAGCAAUGAAGAGCGUUUCAAGAAACAGGUUCUUGCUUUGUUUUCGACCCGUUGUUGAUAUGGAAGGCGUUCUUCAGGCUAAAAGUCUCGUUGAUAGCUCGGCUAGUCAAGGUUUACCGUUUAUCAGUGUGGAAAACAAAGAGGAAACGAAGGUUUCAAUGUCUCCGAAGCGAACCUUUUCUCGGGUGGUUAAAGCUGUGAUGUUUGGAACAAUAUUGAAUAAGAGAGUUCGUGAUAGAAAAGGUUGUCAUCAAGAUUCAUAUCAAUCAAAGCGUGGUCUUUCAAUGAACUAUGAAAGGAACCGGGCAUCAGUGGAUAAUACUAAUUCUGGGUUGUCACAUUCAUCUUCCUACGCUUCAUCAGAUUCUUCGUCUUGCUCAGGUUCAAUAUCAGAAUCAAAGAAUUCUUCCAUCAUAACAAAAGAAACAUGCAGCAAAAAUCAGGAGCUUGAAGAGAAGCCAGAGAAGGUUGACAUGUUGGAUUGCUCUAGUUUCAACUCUGGCAUAUGCUUGCUUGUUAUUAGCCUUAUAAUAACAAUAUUGUUGGGGAAGCUUUGUGCUAUUAUUUUCACGUCAAUUUUAGUAUACAUUGUGCCUCGCCAGCGUUAUGACCGACAAGAAGACGUGAUCAGAUUGGCAAAACCAAAGUCCAGAGACUACAGGAAAGGAGUCAUACCCUGAAGAGUAAUGGCUACUUGAAAGGAAACGCUACAAGGACAUUUAAUUCUUGAUGUGAAAAUUCUUUGUUUCAUGCUAGAUGCAUCUUUGUCAAGGGCUCUUUUGGUUUGCAAAUGAAAUUAUUCUCAGAGCACAAGAGACAAACACUUCUGUUUCUUGUGCCCGGCUUUUUUACACUUUUG